AAGUUAGAGAGGCAAUUUAGGAGGUUUCGAGGCGACCAGUUGAGCACAAUAGAAGAAGAAGAAGAAGAAGAAGAAGAGGAGGAGGAGGAGAAGGAUGAGGAAGAGGAGGACAGCAGAGUGAGAGAAAUAGGAGGGGAAGUUGAACACCCAGAUGACCUUCAUAGAGAAGAAGGUAAGGAAGUGGCUUACGGAGACGGCGACCACAUACAAGGGGAGAAGUUGAUGUCACUGGAAGAGUUCUGUGGGGAGACUUUUGCAAUCUCUCCCACCUUUAUUGAGGACAUCAUGGUGGAGAGCAGAAUCUUACAGAGGAGGCUUGAACAAGCACUCGAGGUGUUCGAAAAGUCUUUAAGACUUUUCCUCGUUAUAUUGAGAGUCAUUUUUGGAGAUAUAAUCUCGCUAUAUGCUUUUGCUCCUCUAGCCCCUUCCUCUAAGCAACCUCACUCUCAACUAGCAUACAUUCAUCCUGCUGCCACUAUUAUUCCCAUUCCUCCACGAUUCUUCCACUCCUAG
Rodentolepis nana is the source of this 513-nucleotide messenger RNA. The record is from the annotation of a GenBank genome assembly. Lineage: Eukaryota; Metazoa; Platyhelminthes; Cestoda; Cyclophyllidea; Hymenolepididae.